Molecule: messenger RNA, 2550 nt
Organism: Psilocybe cubensis
Lineage: Eukaryota; Fungi; Basidiomycota; Agaricomycetes; Agaricales; Agrocybaceae
Exons: 12
Coding region: 1-2550 (849 amino acids)
Molecular function (GO): protein binding
Source: RefSeq, a predicted model, not a curated record
AUGGCUGAACGACAUCGACUUCUGCUACAAUCUCCACAAUUGACGGAGAAAAAUACCCCCCGAUCUACUACUAGAACGUCCACAUCAUCGGGAUAUAUUCUGGGAUUAACAUCUUUAUCUUCUUUCUAUGCUGCAUCGGCCUCUGCUCCUUUCAAUGUUAUUGAUAUCAUUGACAAAUCCACAUUAAAACACGUACAAACUCUAUCUGGACAUGAAGUCGGGACUACUUCAGUUCACACUACGUUGAAUAUGGCCGGAUUCGCCAAAGAAUACUUAGUUUCCUCUGGAAAGGACGGGAGUGUUAAAGUCUGGGACGAACGAUCGAAUUCACACAGUAUCAAGAUGACCAACCUUGGAGACAGGCAUGGCUUGCUUUGCUGCGAUGUUUCUCCGGACGGAUUAACAGUUGUUGCUGGAACCGAAUUGAAGGGCGAAGAUGCCUCAAUUUUAUACUGGGAUCCACGUCAACCCGCGACUCCAGUGCGAACACACUCUUCAACUCACUCGGACGAUGUUACCACCGUUUCUUUUGCCGGUUCCAGAGAUCCCGCUUCAAAUAACAACAUUUUGCUUUCUGGCUCAUCAGAUGGUCUCAUAUGUACUUCAAAUGCCGAUGAAGAUGAUGAAGACGAGGCUGUCAUCCAAGUAGGCAAUUGGGGAUGCAGUGUUUCGCAGGCUGGUUGGAUACCCGGCGCCUCGUCUGACGCUGCUGGAAUAUGGGCAGCAAGUGAUAUGGAAACUUUCAGCACAUGGAAAAGUGAUUUGGACCAACUUUUAAGCCUAGAUAUCCGUUCGCCAGUUCUCCAUCAACAUCGGACAUGGGUCACAGACUACCUGAUCACAGCCCACAGUUCAAGUACGUCAAGCCCCAAACUUGGUGUAUUCACCGGCUCCAAUGAAGGCGAUAUCGCUCUGUUAUCAAACAUGAACACCUCAGUUCCCGAUGCCCCUUGGUGUUUACACAAACUCUGGACACAUGGCCACGUCGGCGUUGUACGUGCCCUAGUAUGGGACGAAAAGAACCAAACAUUAGUAACCGGAGGAGAAGACGGUAAAAUAAACGCCUGGCCUAUUCAGCCAGUAGACUUGGACCCGGGUGCUAAGGAAGAGGACAAUGAAGAUGAUUCCGAUGAUGCUAUGCAGGUGGAUCCGAAACCUCGCAAACGUGAAUAUGAGGCAGACGGGGAUAGGAAAGGUAAAAAGGCCAGACGCCAUUUCAACCAUCUCGCCCUGUCCUCUGUUGGGUCCUUCUUCACUAGUAUAUCCUCGUCGAAGUCGUCCAACGAGGGCAACGAUUCUUCUUCAGACGGUGGUUCUACUGGAAAAGACCUCGAUACAACCCAACAAUCAACCACUCUGGGAUUGACUGAUAGUUGUAUAGCGCAAACUGAGAAUGAUACUACACCUCAUGCAUCAGACUGUCAUUCUCUUGGGCAAGACUAUUACUGGAAUCACCAAUUCACAACAUCUCCUGACAACAAUGUGCCAUUCAAUGGCAUACAUUCUAGUACCAAACCACCUCAUAAGGCGCAUAUAUCCACAUUUCUCUCAGAAAGUCAGCAUUCAUUUGGCGGUUUGUCUCGUAUGCGACAUCUCUUCGACAGAAAUGACUUUUGCGACUUCGAUGGUGCCUCUAAUUCGAUCACAGUGACUGCUAUGAACUCUGCCCCACUGGCUUCAAUUGCGAUGUUUCCUUCUUCUGUGCCUUCGUUGGAUGGAUCUUUUUUUUCUACGCCUUCAGAAAGCUACUCAAUACCACAAACUCACGUCCGCUUUGGAGAUUCGGAAACACCUCCUCUCACCCCUGAUUUGGCUGGAAAAAAUCUUGGCCCCCUACUGGAACCAUCUUUAUCUGCUUUAUGUCCUUCCCGCUUCUCUUCAAGAUUCACAAUAUUGGAUGCAUCGGAGAAUAUCGCUGCUGAAGAUGUUGAAGAUGGCGCGAUUUAUACUAGUCCAUAUCUAUAUGAAAUCAAAGAAGGCAAAAAACCGGAAAGGAUUAAUGACGUGGACCAAGAUAUUGGCUGCGAUCAUAAUUCCGAAUCCUUAGUUGCGACUGAGGGCCCAGAUGAAUGGUAUGGCAUGGAGUACACCCUCGAGAUGAGCUCUAGAGAACGACAACCUUUGGAAUUGCAAUCCCAGUCUUUUUCUGGCGGGGAACAUUCUAGGAGUCGUGAGUCUUGGGCGGCCAUUCGCCGGGGCACGGUCCAUCCAGUUUACGAGGAUGAAGACUAUCACCGGUGGAAAAAUUGGCAUCGAUACCUGGAUCGACAAGCAGAGAGAAAAAGGCAUAAAAGAGGCUAUGAAUUCAAAUCUCGUUCCAAGCAAUUAGCGUGGUUAUAUGUCGAUGAGAUUCGAACGAGAGAUAUCAUGUAUUGGCAGAAGGAAGUAUUUGGAGUCGUGGCGCGAGAUGUUAAAGAUCGGUUACAGUAUCUUGUUGAACUCCGCCCAGACCCUUUUUUUCCACCUCAGAAACAUGACUGGUCGUGGUGUCUUAAACGCUCGAGAUCUGUCGCCUGUGUGCAAGAACUGAAAAUGAAGUCCAACUUUUGA